AUGGAUGCGAUAACAAAGGUUCUGGAGAAGGUGGAGGAGCAGGUGGAUGCAGAGCUGAAUAAACUGAGUGAGAUGGAGGAGGAUGAUUUAGAAAGGCUUAAACAAAAGAGGCUGGAGGCGCUCAAAAAAGCCCAGAAACAGAAGCAGGAGUGGUUAUCAAAAGGUCACGGGGAAUACAAAGAAAUCCCAAGCGAGAAAGACUUUUUCAGUGAGGUUAAAGAUAGCAAAAAAGUGGUCUGCCAUUUUUAUAGAGACUCUACUUUCAGAUGUAAGAUCCUUGACAAACACCUAUCAAUCUUGGCUAAAAAGCACAUGGAGACCAAAUUUCUUAAAUUGAAUGCGGAGAAAGCACCGUUUCUGACAGAGAGGCUUCGUGUCAAAGUCAUCCCUACGUUGGCUUUGCUGAUCGAUGGAAAAACAAAGGACUAUGUGGUUGGGUUUUCUGAUCUGGGAAAUACAGACGAGUUUUCCACAGAGCUGCUGGAGUGGAGACUGGGUUGUGCCGAUGUCAUCAAUUACAGUGGAAACUUGAUGGAGCCUCCGACACAGAGUAAAAAAUCAGCUACUAAAAAAGUAGAAAAGAAGACCAUCAGAGGACGAGGAUAUGACUCAGAUUCAGACUCCGACUGA
Molecule: messenger RNA, 630 nt
Organism: Knipowitschia caucasica
Lineage: Eukaryota; Metazoa; Chordata; Actinopteri; Gobiiformes; Gobiidae
Source: the annotation of a GenBank genome assembly